This is a messenger RNA of Aspergillus chevalieri, 840 nucleotides long. Its product is annotated as HpcH/HpaI aldolase family protein. The record is from RefSeq and is a predicted model, not a curated record. Gene Ontology annotation, cellular component: cytoplasm. The transcript has a single exon. Gene Ontology annotation, molecular function: aldehyde-lyase activity. The coding region runs from base 1 to 840 and encodes 279 amino acids. Lineage: Eukaryota; Fungi; Ascomycota; Eurotiomycetes; Eurotiales; Aspergillaceae.
AUGGGGACCAUACAGCCGCAGUCAUCGCUCAAUAUCAACAACCCCUUCCGGACUCGAAUCCUCAACGGCCAGAUUACACCACUCAUGUCCAUAAAAUUCAUCACGGGCAAUGAAAUCCCCAUGAUGUGCAAGAUGGCCGGCGUCUACGCCGUCUUCAUCGAUAUGGAGCACUCCUCCCUCGAUAUACGCACCAUAGCCCAGCUCAUUCUCGCCUGCAACUACGCGGGUGUCUCCCCCGUCGUUCGCUCGCCAUCCAAAUUGCACUGGCACAUCAGUCGGAUACUAGAUGCCGGAGCUGCGGCCGUUGUGGUCCCUCAUGUUGAAACGAUUCAGGAAGUGAAGGAUAUAGUGAGGCAUGCCAAGUUUGCGCCACUGGGUACCAGGGGUUGCACAAAUAACCAGCCGGUGAUGAAUUUUCAGCACGUUCCAACAAUUCUUCAGAAUGCGAUCCUGAAUGAACAGACUAUGGUUAUUCCUAUGAUUGAGACGCCUGGGGCGGUGGAUAUUGCGGAUGAGAUUUUUGCGGUGGACGGUGUUGAUGGAGUACUGGUUGGGUCGAAUGAUUUGUGUACGGACUUGGGGAUCCCCGGAAAAUACGAUAAUGAGCUUUACCAAGAUGCUGUGAGCAAGGUUAUUACUGCUGCCAACAGGGCUAACAAGCCCGUUGGUAUUGGUGGAAUUGGAAGCAGGUUGGAUAUUCUAGAGAAAUGGUUUAAGAUGGGAGCGACCUGGUCUUUGAGUGGUCAGGAUGCUUCCAUGAUUCAGGCGGGCUUGAAGAAGAUGAGCAAGGAAUAUGCGGAAAUUGAUGAGCGGUUGCAGAAGCAGUCUUCGGCCCAAUAG